Molecule: messenger RNA, 1437 nt
Organism: Vicia faba (fava bean)
Lineage: Eukaryota; Viridiplantae; Streptophyta; Magnoliopsida; Fabales; Fabaceae
Source: the annotation of a GenBank genome assembly
AUGAGGAAAUCCGGUGGUAGAAGAAAAAAAGAUAAAGUUGGAUCCCCGAAUUCCGGUUCGCAACCGAAUUCUCCAUCAUCACCGAACACCGCGGCAUUCAAUCCUCUCCCAAGCCCAAAGAAACCUGAACAUAAUUCUCCAUUGUCAUCAAACACGGCGGCGUUUGAUCCUCUCCCAAGCCCAAAGAAGCCCGGACAUAAUUCACCUCUCAAGCCUGAGCCCAAGCUCAAGCCCGAGUCUGAUUCCUCAAAUGAACAUGGUAUGAUUGCGUCGAGACAGUUGAAGCUUGCUUAUGAUCAUGACAUAAGGCUUGCACAAAUGCCAAUAAAUUGCAGCUUCAGAGUAUUAAGAGAUUUAGUGAAGAAGAAAUUUCCAACGUCGAAUUCAGUUUUGAUAAAGUACAAAGAUAACGAUGGCGAUUUGGUUACUAUAACCUCCACCGAAGAACUCAGGUUAGCCGAAUCUACUGUCGAUAAAACCUAUUCAAUUGGAACUCUGAAACUAAAUAUCAUCGAAGUUAGUCCCGAACAGGAACCACUUUUGUUGGAAGAAGGAGAAAAGAAAGAAAAACGUCUAGAUUGUGUUUUGGAUGAAAAAAAUGGCAGUACUGAAUGCAAGAAAGUAGUAGAGAAUGUAGAGGUUGAUGAUUGGUUAUACGAAUUCGCUGAGUUAUUUAGCUCGCAUGUUGGUAGCAAUCAAUCUAUUGAUUUCCGUGAGUUAGGGACGGAGUUUUGCUCAGAGGCACUUGAAGAUAUAGUGACCUGUGAUGAAGCUCAAGAUCUGUUUUAUAAAGCUGAGUUUAAGUUUCAAGAGGUUGCUGCUUUGGCGUUUUUCAAUUGGGGAAAUGUCGACAUGUGCGCUGCUAGGAAGUUGGGAAAAUUAGAUGAGAAUGAGAAUGAGGUUGUUGUAAUGAAAGAAUCAGAGUUUGAUUUUGUCAAGGAAAAGUACUAUUUAGCGCGAGAAAAGUACGAACGCGCGGUGGUGAUUAAACCUGAUUUUUACGAAGGAUUGUUGGCUAUUGGACAACAACAAUUUGAAUUGGCUAAGCUUCACUGGUCAUUUGGUAUGGUGAAUAAGAUGGAUUUAGGUAAAGAGACGCUGCGGCUUUUUGAUGUUGCUGAGGAGAAGAUGAUGGCCGCGAGCGAUAUGUGGGAGAGGUUGGAAGAAGGGAAACUUGGUGGGCAAGUAAGUGUUGGUAUGAGAUCACAGAUUAAUCUUUUUUGGGGGAAUAUGUUGUUUGAAAGGUCUCAAGUGGAGUUUAAAUUGGGAAUGAGGGAUUGGAAGAGAAAACUGGAUGCUUCCGUGGAGCGAUUUGAGAUUGCUGGAGCUUCUGCGGAUGAUGUUUCGACAAUUUUGAAGAAGCAUUGUUCUAAUGGAAAUGCUAGGGACGGAGAACCAAAGGGAUCACCAAGAACCCAAAUCAAAAUGAUGAAAUAG